Messenger RNA from Lentinula edodes (shiitake mushroom), 3054 nucleotides. Its product is annotated as glycoside hydrolase family 35 protein. The coding region runs from base 1 to 3054 and encodes 1017 amino acids. Gene Ontology annotation, cellular component: vacuole. The record is from RefSeq and is a predicted model, not a curated record. NCBI's taxonomy places the organism in Eukaryota, Fungi, Basidiomycota, Agaricomycetes, Agaricales, Omphalotaceae. Gene Ontology annotation, biological process: carbohydrate metabolic process. Gene Ontology annotation, molecular function: beta-galactosidase activity. The transcript has 31 exons.
AUGAAGCCAUAUCAUCUGUUGUCCCUCCUGUUACUCGUCGCCACGUCCUGGGCAAACCUCAAUAUCGGAGACGCAACUCUUUUCCGCAGAAACAGUACCGGUCUGACCGACGCUGUAACUUGGGAUCCUCAGUCGGUCUCGAUUUUCGGCCAACGAGUCUUUGUCCUCUCCGCUGAAAUCCAUCCGUGGCGCCUUCCUGGUAAUCCUAAUCUCUGGUCUGAUCUUUUCCAGAAAGUGAAAGCCAAUGGCUUCAACGCCGUUUCCGCCUACAUAAGCUGGGCUCUUCACUAUCCGUCUCCAGACACCAACAACGGACAAGGAGAUUUCCAAGCCGGGACCUAUCGUGAUAUCCAGAUGUUUUUUGAUGCAGUUCAAGCAGCUGGGUUGUGGUUGAUAGCGAGACCUGGGCCCUAUAUAACUGAAGACGGGGAGACUACAGGUGGUGGAUUUCCAGGAUGGGUCGAAAACAUCGGAGGUAGUCUCAGAACGGACAACACCAAUUACACCGCUGCUUGGAUGUCCUAUUUGAAUACCAUUGCCCAACUGAUAUCGAGAAAUCAAGUCACCGAAGGUGGCCCUAUCAUCCUCGUUCAAGCCGAGAAUGAGUUUAGUGCGAGCUCAGUCAAUAGUCCUUACAUGCAGGCUGUGAUUGACACUCACAGGGCGAAUGGGGUUGUUAUUCCAAUAACUCACAAUGAUCAACACAGUGGGGAGAAUGGUAACUUUUCACCGGAUUUGCCUGGACCAGGCCAAAACAAAACCAAUACAUAUAGUGGUGACUCUUAUCCUCAAGGAUCUAAUAGUUGGGCUCAAGUGCAGUCUGUCUACUACCCAUUCCACGAGGCUGUGGCGUUCAGUAACCCGUUAUGCCUUGCAGAGUUCGGCGGAGGUUUUCUUUUGAACUGGGGCUCGGAGCCCUUGGGAGGAACAGGCUAUGAGAAAUACUCUACGGACUUGACUGACGCAAACUACGAGAACGUCUUUUAUAAAGAUGCAUAUGCUCAAACUGCUAAAAUUUUUAAUAUUUAUAUGCUUUAUGGUGGGACGAAUUGGGGUCAGACGGCCGCACCUGUCGCUUAUACUUCAUACGACUACGGCGGAGGCAUCAACGAAAAUCGGAUAGCGGGUCCAAAAAUGAACGAAAUGAGACUCCAAGGAUUGUUCCUUCGCGUUUCCCGCGAUCUCUUUGGCGCGGUCUCGCUUGGAAAUGGGACUAACUACACAACGUCUGCUCUGAUGCAUACAUACGAGAUGCGGAAUUUGGAUACGGGGGCUGGUUUCUAUUUUCUUCGACAAAACGACUCCCCAUCUACAGCCCUGGUUUCCACUCAGCUGACCGUGGACACCACGCAUGGUACUCUUACUGUCCCUCAAUUUGGAGGAGGAAUCACAUUUAACGGACGAGAAAGCAAGAUACUGGUGACGGAUUAUGUCUUCGGUGCGAAUCAAAUAGUGAUAUUAUACUCGACCGCUGAAAUCAUGACCUGGUCUACCGUCGAUGAAAUUGACUACAUCAUCUUGUAUGCUCCACCAACGCAAUCAGGAGAAACGGUAUUCGUAUUUGAUUCUGAACCGACCGUUGAUGUGAACAACGCGUCAAAUGUCAAUUCGACCUUCUCAAAUGGAACCCUCACCCUUCAGUAUCUCUUGGAUGGAUCACAGUUCGUAACGAUUAAGCAUGGCAAUCUGACACUAGUAGCAAUUAUCGUGGAUAAAACCGUUGCCAAUCAAUGGCAUGCUCCUGUACUACCAGGAAAUGGAGAAUUCAGGAAUUACUUCUCUAUAGGAAGUAAUGAGACGAUUCUCGUCAGUGGUCCCUAUGUCGUCAGGAAUGCUAGUAUCACAGGUGAUACGCUAUCCCUGAAUGGAGACCUCAACGGAACUACGGCUAUCGAGUUCGUAGUGCCAAAUUCAAUUUCUAGAUUAUCGUGGAAUGGCGCGGACGUGCCAGUUCAGAAAACUGUCCGUGGUACUUUAACGGCAACCGUCGUCGUGGAACCACUUCAGCUUAUUCUACCUGCGUUAAAUAGCUGGAAGGUUACUGGAAGUCUACCCGAAAUCGAUCCUCGCUUUGACGACUCCAAUUUUACUCUAGCGGAUCAGACGCAGACAAACUACACUAAUCUACCGCCUCUGGCCGGAAGUCAGGUCCUUUAUGCACAACAAUACGGAUUUUAUGGAGGCAACAUCAUUUUCCGGGGCCACUUCAACGCUACAGGGGACGAAACUGCUGUAAAUUUAACAGUGCAAUAUGGGUUUGCGGGCGGGUACUCGGCGUGGCUCAACGGUGCCUUCCUCGGGUCUAGCCAAGGUAACGCCACCGUCAGUUUAUCUACAAAUGUAUGGCCGUUCCCAGAUGGUGCAUUGAAAGUGGGAGCAGAUAAUGUGUUGGUGGUCCUUCAAGAUCAUAUGGGUCUUUCGGAAACUAGCACUAACGGCGGUAAAGAACCUCGAGGUAUCCGAGGAUAUUCCCUAAUCGGAGGAAACACGUCUUUUACUUCCUGGAGAAUGCAAGGCAACCAGGGAGGCGCAGCGGGGGCCCCAGAUACAUUUCGAGGGUACUUGAAUGAAGGAGGCCUAUAUGCUGAACGGAUUGGCGCACAUUUGCCUGGAUACCCAGAUGAUACGUGGACUACGGGGAGUCCUUUGACUGGUGUUUCGCAAGCCGGAAUCAACUUUUAUCGGACAUCUUUUGAACUGAAUAUUCCAGAUGGAUUCGACGUUCCUGUACGGCUUUCAUUCACACCGAGCGCCAUAACGUCCAAUUUUAGGGUUCAGAUAUACCUCAAUGGUUGGCAAAUUGGGAAGUAUAUCAACAAUAUUGGACCGCAAACCGUGUUCGUCCUCCCCGCCGGAAUCCUUUUCCGCAAUUCCACCAAUACGCUUGCAUUGUCUCUGUGGUCCCUCGAUGCAGAGGGAGCCUCAAUCACUGGCCUGGAAGUGAUUUCGGAUGGAAUCUUUGCUACUGCGUUGAAAUUUGAAGAUUAUCAAGGUCCAGAUUACAAUGAGCAGAGGGAUCUUCGACCAGCAGGAAUAACGCAGAUUCCUAUGUAA